This is a messenger RNA of Rattus norvegicus (Norway rat), 4347 nucleotides long. The record is from RefSeq and is a predicted model, not a curated record. NCBI's taxonomy places the organism in Eukaryota, Metazoa, Chordata, Mammalia, Rodentia, Muridae.
UCCUAGCAGACAUGAAGAAGUUGUGUGCUUUCCCUAUUACCUUUUUGAUCCUGAAAUUUUCUCUAAUCUAUUUCCAUUUGACUGAACCCAGUUGCUUUUGGAGGAUAAAGAAUAGUGAAGAGACUGAUGGAGAUUUGCGAAGUGACUGUGGUUUUGUCCUUUUGGCAUUUGAGGAACCUAUUGAAGAAAAUUAUUAUAAUGAACUUAUUAAUUUUAGAAUACCAGCAACAAAAUAUGAGUUUUUUCUGGUAAUGUUUUUUGCUACUGAUGAGAUCAACAAGAAUCCUGAUCUUUUACCCAACAUGUCUUUGAUAUUCAACCUUGUUGGUAGAAUGUGUGAAGAUACAUUGGGACUUCUGGAUGAAAUAUAUUCACAAGAAAACAAAACUUCGUAUAUUAUUAAUUAUGUCUGUGGAAUAGAACUAUCUUGUGACAUAGAUCUUAUAGGGCCAUCACGGACAACAUCCUUAAAACUGGCAAUUCAUUCCAUGAUGCCAAAGGUUUUCUUUGGACCAUUUAACUCUAACCUAAUAGACCAUGACCAGUUUCCCUAUAUCUAUCAGAUAGCAAUCAAAGACACAUGUUUGCCCCAUGGCAUGGUAUCCUUGAUGCUUCAAUUUGGAUGGACUUGGGUAGGACUGAUCAUCUCAGAUAAUGACCAGGGUAUUCAGUUUUUCUCAGACUUGAGAGAAGAAAUGCAAAGGCAUGGGAUCUGUUUGGCUUUUGUGAAUGUGAUCCCAGAAACCAUGCAGAGAUACAGCACAAGGGCUAAGAUAUAUGAUAAACAACUUAUGACAUCAUCAGCAAAGGUUGUUAUCAUUUAUGGUGAAAUGAACUCUACUCUAGAAGUCAGCUUUCGAAGAUGGGCAUAUUUAGGUGUACAAAGAAUCUGGGUCACGAACUCACAAUGGGAUGUCAUCAUAAAUAAAAGAGAUUUCAGCCUUGAUUUCUUCCACGGGACUGUCACUUUUGCACACCACCACAGUGGGAUGACUAUAUUUAGGAAUGUUAUGCAAACAAUGAACACUUCCAAGUACCCAAUAGACCUUUCUCAGUCUAUGCUAGGGUGGAAUUAUUUUAAUUGUUCAAUCUCUGAGAAUAGACAUAGCAAAACGGAUCAUUUUACAUUCAACAAUACAUUAGAAUGGUUAGCACUGCAUAAAUUUGACAUGGUCCUGAGUGAAGAAGGUUAUAAUUUGUAUAAUGCUGUGUAUGCUGUGGCCCACACCUACCAUGAACUCAUUUCUCAAAAUGUAGAGUCUCAGAAAGUGGCAGAACCCAAAGGAUUAUUCACUGACUGUCAGCAGGUGGCUUCCUUGCUGAAAGCCACGGUAUUUACUAACCCUGUUGGAGAACUGGUGAACAUGAACCAUAGGGAAAAUCAGUGUGCAGAGUAUGACAUUUUCAUCAUUUGGAAUUUUCCUGAGGGCCUUGGAUUAAAAGUGAAAAUAGCAAGCUAUUUUCCUUGUUUCCCACAUAAUCAACAACUUCAUACAUCUGAAGACUUGGAAUGGGCCACAGAAGGAACAUUGGUUCCAUCCUCCAUGUGUAGUGCAACAUGUACUGCUGGAUUCAGGAAAAUUCAUCAGAAACAAACAGCAGACUGCUGCUUUGAUUGUGUUCAGUGCCCAGAAAAUGAGGUUUCCAAUGAGACAGAUAUGGAACAGUGUGCGAGGUGUCCAGAUGAUAAAUAUGCCAACUCAGAGCAGACCUACUGCCUACAAAGAACUGUGUCAUUUCUGGCUUAUGAAGAUCCACUGGGGAUGGCUCUAGGCUGCAUGGCGCUGUUCUUCUCAGCCAUCACAAUUCUAGUACUAGUCACUUUUGUGAAGUACAAGGAUACUCCCAUUGUGAAAGCCAAUAACUGUAUUCUCAGCUACAUCCUGCUCAUCUCUCUCAUCUUCUGUUUUCUCUGUUCAUUGCUCUUCAUUGGACAUCCCAACAAGGCCACCUGCAUCCUGCAGCAGACAACAUUUGGAGUGUUUUUCACUGUGGCUGUUUCUGCAGUGUUGGCCAAAACAGUAACUGUGGUCAUGGCUUUUAAGCUCACUACUCCAGGCAGAAGGAUGAGAGGGAUGCUGGCCUCAGGGGCAACUAACUUGGUCAUUCCCAUUUGUACCCUAAUCCAACUUGUUCUCUAUGGAAUCUGGUUGGCAAUAUCUCCUCCCUUUAUUGACAGAGAUAUACAAUCUGAACAUGGGAAGACCAUCAUUAUUUGCAACAAAGGCUCAGUCAUUGCCUUCCACUUUGUCCUGGGAUAUUUGGGCUCCUUGGCUCUGGGGAGCAUCACUGUGGCUUUCUUGGCUAGGAACCUUCCUGACAGAUUCAAUGAAGCCAAGUUCCUAACUUUCAGCAUGUUGGUGUUCUACAGUGUAUGGAUCACCUUCCUCCCUGUCUACCACAGCACCAGAGGGAAGGUUAUGGUAGUUGUGGAGGUCUUUUCCAUUUUGGCUUCUAGUGCAGGGUUGCUCGGGUGUAUCUUUGUCCCAAAGUGUUAUGUUAUUUUAGUUAGACCAGAUUUAAAUUUUCUUCAGAAGUAAAAAGUUUCCUACUUUUAAAAUAUUAGAUAAUAUUCAAAAUAUCUGUUUUGCUUUGUCUUAACAAAAGUACUCUCAGUCAUGGAAAAUUUUAAGUAAUAUAUAAAGAUAGUACGUAUAUCACAAGGUAGCAGUCCCUAAAGUAACACCAGUUAAUAGGUUUUGGUGGAAAAAAAUUUCAUUCAUGAGCUCACAAACCUAUUUAGAUAUGACAUACAAUUGAGGAAUGGUUUCCAUCAAUUUGGCUUGUAUGAAUAUAUGUAAGAAAUGGAUAGUUUAGGUAUUUACAUUUCAAAUGUUGUCCCCUUUCUCAUUUGGUUUCCCCUCUGGAAACGCCCUAUCAUAUCCCUCCUACCACUGAUUAUAUAAGGGUGCUCCACUCACACAUCUACUCCUGCCUGUCUACCCUGGCACUCCUCUAUACUAAGGCAUCAAGCCUUCACAGGAGCCUCUCUUCCCACUGAUGCUGACAAGGUCAUCCUCUGCUACAUAUGCAUCUGGAGCCAUAGGUCCCUCCAUGUGUCCUCUUUAGUUGGUGGUUUAGUCCCUGCCAGCUGUUAGGUGUCUGUUUGGUUGAUAUUGUUGUUCUUCUUAUGGGGUUCCAAACCCCUUCAGCUUCUGCACUCUUUUCUCUAAUUUCUCCAUUGGGGACACCAUGCUCAGUCCAAUCGUUUGCUGCAAGUAUUUGCCUCUGUAUUUUUCAGGCUCUGCCAGCGCAUCUCAGGAGCCAGCUAUUUCCUGAUCUUUCCAGGAAGUACUUCUGGGAAUCAGCAAUACUAUCUGAUACAUUUACACACAGAGUACUACUAAGCUAUUAAAAACAAUGACUUAAAAAACCCAAAGACUUCAUGAAAUUGGAUGGAACUAGAAAAUAUCAUCUUGAAUGAGGACGCACAGUCACAAAAGAAGACACAUAAUAUGUGCUCACUGAUAAGCAUACAUUAGAGAAAGGGCUUGGAAUACUCAAAAUAUAACACAUGGACCAUAUGAAGUUGCAGAAGAAGGAAGACCAAAGUGAAGAUAUUUCUGUCCUACUUAGAUGGAAAAAAAAUAAUUACCGGAGGUAGUGUUGGAGGGACUGGUGAGGAAGAGAGGACAGGGAGGGGAAAAGGAGAAGGAGUACCAGGUAGAGGACAUGUACAGAAGGUCAGUAAAUUGAACAGAGGCAUGUAGCAAAGGGUGAUUGGGACCUGGGAGAAGCUAACAGAAAGUCACAGAUGCCAGGAAUGCACGAGGCUCCCAGGACCCAUUACCUGAAAUACCCAAUAAAGGGGAGAGAGAACCUCUAGAACCCAUAUCCAGAGGGUAGGCACAGUCUCCAGUUAAGGGAUGAGAUUCUCUGCUAGAGACUGAACAAUACAGAUGCUGAUACUCACAGACAACCAUAGGGCUGAGCAUGGGGACCCCAAUGGAGGAGUUAGGGGAAGGAGUGAAGGGCUAAAGAGCUUUGCAACCAAGUAGGAAGAACAACAAUAUCAACCAACCAGACCUCCCAGAGCUCCCAGGGACUAAAUCAUUAACCAAAGAGUACACAUGGAGGGACCCAUGCUUUCAGUGACAUAUGUAUCAGAGCAUGACCUUAUCUGGCAUCAAUAGGAAGGGAGGCCCUUUGUCAUGUGAAGGCUAGAUGCCCCAGUGUUGGGGAAUGAUAGGGCAGUGAGGCAAGAAUGGGUGGAUAUGUGGAGGAGCAUACUCAAGAAGCAGAAGUAUGGGAUGGGGGUAAGCCAAGAGGAAACUGGAAAAGGGAAUAACGUUUGAAAUAUAAAUAAAUAAAAUAGCCAAUAAAAAUUUUGAAGUAAAUUAAAAAAAA